This is a messenger RNA of Lolium perenne, 1053 nucleotides long. Its product is annotated as phosphoenolpyruvate carboxylase 1. Gene Ontology annotation, molecular function: phosphoenolpyruvate carboxylase activity. Gene Ontology annotation, biological process: carbon fixation; tricarboxylic acid cycle; leaf development. The record is from RefSeq and is a predicted model, not a curated record. Lineage: Eukaryota; Viridiplantae; Streptophyta; Magnoliopsida; Poales; Poaceae. Gene Ontology annotation, cellular component: apoplast; cytosol; chloroplast.
GCACAGUCCCUGCUAGCAGCUAGCUGAUACUUGCCGCGUGGAAUCUGCACACGACGCGUGGGAGGUAGGCGCCAUGAUAUCCCUCCACUCCGCCCCGCGGUUCACGCUCUUGAUAAAGCUCGAGCCCGGCUGGAGGCGGCGGCUCGCGCUGCCGCAGUACGCCGUCCUACGGCGGCCGGCGACGAGGAGCGUCCGCGCGGCGGCGGUGGCCGAGUCCGUCGGCGCCGAGCUCCGCCGGCUCGCGCGCGACAUAGUGGCCGGCGACGACAAUGACCGGCUGCUCAACUACGAGACCCUCCUCGUCGACCGCUUCCUGGACAUCCUGCAGGAGCUGCACGGCAGCAACUUCAGACGAGUGGCUGAGGAGUGCCUGAGGGUGUCCGGGGAGUACCAGCGCGACGGGGGCGACCAGGCGGCGAGGCUGGCCCAGCUGGGGGCGCUCUUCACCAGCCUCGACGUCGGCGACGCCAUCACGCUCACCAGCUCCUUCUCCCACAUGCUCAACCUGGCCAACCUCGCCGAGGAGGUCCAGAUGGUGCGCCAGAAGAAGAUGGAGGCCAGCUGCCGCGGCAGCUUCGCCGAUGAGGGCUCCGCGCCCACCGAGUCCGACAUCGACGAGACCAUCCAGCGGCUCGUGCACGGGCUCGGCAAGACGCCCCGGGAGGUGUUCGACGCGCUCAGGACACAGACCACCGACCUCGUCUUCACCGCGCACCCCACACAGUCCGUCAGGAGGUCGCUUCUCGAGAAGCACGCCAGAUCGGUGAAUGCUUAUUUCAGGUAUGGGGACUAUAUAAAGCUAGGUGAGGAGAUUCAAAUUUAAUAAUACAAGGCAUAUAGCCUGGUGUGAAGGGCCGGUACUAAAAUAUUGUUUAAGGCUUUAGGACUUGGUGAUAAGAACGAAUAUGUGAUGUGAGCAUACUGUGCGGUCCGUGAGUGAAGAAUCUUGAACAGUGCUUGUUUUGGCUUGUUUAAUCAUGUGCUAGAGAUACUUUGACGUGUCUGCUAGCUGCUAAAAAAAUAAUACCAGCUAAGGCCGCACUGUUCAUCUUC